AUGAGAGCAAGGGCUCGGAGAGCUCUCAUACAGCUCCUCAUCUUCGCCUUCUUCCUGAACAUAAUUCUAAUCCUGAACUGGCCCCAAUCAAAGGUUAAAUCCUUCCCAUGGGCUAAAGUCCGAUAUCAAACUCACGCCACCACCUUCCCGUCUCAGCUUGGUCUAUGUCCAAAUCUCUCAACCUCAAAAAAACCCGCACUCAUUGUCUCUCGGGUGGAAUCAGAUGGUAGCGCAUUCUGGUUAGACAAACUCGCUGAUAAAUACACAUUAUGUAUUUACGAUGUCGAUAUUGCGGGACAAGAGACAUCCGCCCAUGGAAGUUCCGACGCAUCCUCGGGAUAUCUUCAGGUCCCUGCAAAUCGAGGCCACGAGGCAAUGGCCUACUUGACGUUUCUGAUUGACAAUCACGAGAACUUUCCUUCCGCUGGCGCGGUAUUUAUUCACGGCUCGCGCUGGGCCUGGCAUAACGAUUCGCCGGAUUACGACAAUGCAGCGCUUCUGCGUGAUUUGGAUAUUCCCGCCGCUUUGAAACCCUCAGGCUACCACAAUUUGCGCUGCGACUGGAGUGCAGGUACUUGUUCAUCUACCGUCCCGGCCCAAGGCAGUCUAGAGAUGAGGCUGCAGUCUGCCGUGGCGCCGUGGAGUGCGCGCGCGGCAUCCGAUAUGGCGCUGCCCGGGGCACUAGCGUCGCUUUUCGGUGGCAUGGAUGGAUGGCGGCAGGCUAAGCUGGGGAGGAAUGAUGCAGUGAGGGCACAGUGCUGUGCGCAAUUUGUUGUUUCCCGUGAACGGGUUUGGCAACAUACCAAAGCGGAAUGGUACUGCGAGAGCGACUUCGAGGAGAAAUCAGAAUGGGGCGGUUGCGCCGGCGGAUGA
This is a messenger RNA of Penicillium manginii, 873 nucleotides long. Its product is annotated as DUF3431 domain-containing protein. Lineage: Eukaryota; Fungi; Ascomycota; Eurotiomycetes; Eurotiales; Aspergillaceae. The transcript is spliced from 2 exons. The coding region runs from base 1 to 873 and encodes 290 amino acids. The record is from RefSeq and is a predicted model, not a curated record.